GCAUUGCCCUUAGAGUUACUGAACUUUCAACUUGAACAUUUCUCGACUUCCCUGAAAGCUCUGCAGGAAUGCAGGCAAGCUACAGUUAACUAUUACAGUGGAUCAAAAUGGCAACUCACUUCUGGACAAUAUGCUUUCUUCCUUUUGUCCUCCUUUUCCUUCAGACAGAACAGACAGUCUUCCUAUCGGCCAACAAUGCAAAUCAAGUUAUCUCAAGACAUAAGCGUGGGUCUUUCCUAAUUAUUGAGGAGUUCUUUCAAGGCAACUUGGAAAGAGAGUGCCUAGAAGAAAGAUGCACAUAUGAAGAGGCAAGAGAAGUAUUUGAAGACCAUGAAGACACUAAGAAGUUUUGGGCUGGCUAUUUCAGUGGCAGACAGUGCUCCUCAAACCCAUGCCAGCAUGAUGGCGUGUGUCAGGACAGCAUUCGCAGCUACACCUGCACCUGCAUGGAUGCUUAUGAAGGACCGAACUGUAAUUUCGCUAAAAAUGAGUGUCAACACAAAACUAGAGAGGGAUGUCAACACUUCUGCUAUCCAGGAUCUGAGUCCUACCACUGCGCAUGUGCAAAAGGCUAUGAACUUGGGGAAGAUAAAAAAUCAUGCAUUCCAAGAGAUCAAUGUGCAUGUGGCAGACUUGAUGACGUUAAAUUCCUUCAGCCUCGUUAUUUUAAGACGACUUGCAACAGAGGAUUCCCUUGGCAGGUCCUGUUGCUAAAUUCAGAAGGAAAGGGAUUCUGUGGAGGUGUUCUUGUGAAGAGCAACUUCGUGUUGACUACAGCUGAGUGUGCCCUUUUGCACAAUCAUUGUGAUAUCAGGGUUAGGACUGGGAAUAACAGGAUGCAUGGAGCUGCACACGUAAUAGAUGUGAAUGAGAAACACAUAUAUAUGUGGUACGAUGAAGCUACUGGUGAGAAUAACCUUGCAUUGCUACAACUCGGACAGCACAUUGAGUGCAACAACUACCACCAUCCUAUAUGUCUUCCUGACAAAGACUUUGCAGAACAUGUUUUGAUUCCACAGUUGGCAGGCACUGUCAGUGGCUGGAAACUGGAAGAAAGCGAGGUGAGAGGUUCACUAGUUGAGUUGCAGGUUUCCUACCUUGCUGAAAGGGAAUGUGAACAAAUACUCAAUACAAGUCUUACGAACAGACAGUAUUGCGGACAUCACCCAGAGCCUGUGGACUGGCAGCUGGCAGGAGGAAACUUUAUCGCCCAUGACUACAAAGGCACUUGGUUUCUGACAGGUAUUUUUGGAGCUUGGCCAACUAAUGUAAGUAACUGGGAACCAUUUAUUUUCACAAAGACUUCAAGAUAUAUGAUGUGGUUCAAACGAAAAACUGAAUAAAAGAAAGUCCCCACAGCACCAAAUCCAUAACUGCAAUUACAAAGACCACUUGGAUGCAGCAAUUGGACUGGUUUCAGCAAGGUCAGCCUGUAUUGUGUUGUAAUGUUAAUACUGUAAAUAUUUAUCUGUAGUUCAUCCCUCAAAAACAAAGUCCAUUCUCUUUCCAAAGACAGAAUUGAGGACCGGUGUAGUAGACAUGUGGCUACUUCACUUUGAAAAUAAUGAGUUUGAAUUUGUACAGCACUGUUCAUCUAAGCUGAUCCUAAGAGACCUUAAAAUUUUUUACUGAUUCAUUUAUUUUUAAUACACAAUCAUUUUCCCUA
Chrysemys picta bellii (western painted turtle) is the source of this 1666-nucleotide messenger RNA. Lineage: Eukaryota; Metazoa; Chordata; Testudines; Emydidae. The record is from RefSeq and is a predicted model, not a curated record.